Messenger RNA from Chelmon rostratus (copperband butterflyfish), 5042 nucleotides. RefSeq names its product ras-associating and dilute domain-containing protein-like. Gene Ontology annotation, cellular component: microtubule. Bases 1 to 3945 code for a protein of 1314 amino acids. Gene Ontology annotation, molecular function: GTPase binding. The record is from RefSeq and is a predicted model, not a curated record. Lineage: Eukaryota; Metazoa; Chordata; Actinopteri; Chaetodontiformes; Chaetodontidae. Gene Ontology annotation, biological process: signal transduction; neural crest cell migration; substrate adhesion-dependent cell spreading. The transcript is spliced from 18 exons.
AUGAAUCAGAUGGAACUUUCUUCUGAGGAGUUGCGCUCUCUCCCACCAAAGCCACCGAAUUUAGCCGCAGCUUCACCAAAGAGACGGUUUGUCAAGUUGGGAAGGAAGACAAGUGAUGGCUCUCAGCAAUCAGCUUCGUCCUCUGGAAGUUCAUCCGCCGGCAGGCCAGCCGAGGGCGUGGCCGUCAGACAGCCCAGCAAGAGCCGCAUACGUCGCCAUACCAACCGCCUGUCAGGUGUCUUCCUCCGCGGCCCCGCCUCGAGCUCAAGCUCAAGCUCCAUGGCGCUGACAGCAGGCAUCAGGUCCUCACUGUCCGUCCAAGCCAGGAAGGGAAGCAUGAUCUCUGCAGAUGUUUUAAGAGCGGAUGACCCGGCUGAGCUGUCCAAUCAGAUAACUGCUCCAGGAAUCCUGAAGAUCUUUGGAAAUGAAAUCUGUGAGGGGGCUCACUAUAAGAGCGUCCUGGCCACCACACACUCAAGUGCGAAAGAGCUAGUCAAAGAGGCCCUUGAACGCUAUGGCCUGGGCAAGGAGGAGGCAGAGUCCUACGUUCUCUGCGACACCAUCGGCUCCACUGGCAAUCAUCAGUGGAGGACGGAGGGGUUCAGAGUCGUGGGCGACAAUGAGAAGCCCCUCCUCCUGCAGUCACUAUGGAAACCCAGAGAAGGCCUGGCAAGACGGUUUGAAAUCCAGAAGAGAAGUUUGAUAGAGGAGAAGACAUCCAAAGACAAAGACACCAUUACUGCUGGUAUCAAUGCCCAGGCUCGAAAGCUGCAGAAGAGCCGCUCCAGAGUGACCUCCACCCUCAUAGAGAGGACCAUGGGGCGAAGCCACAAACUGUGGAGGAGCAAAAGCGAGAUGGACCUCUUAGAUUCUGAUGCACAGACAACACAGGACACAGAUCAGGAUAAAUGUCGUGUGGAUCGAAGCGAGAGCCUGAAUCAAACUUCAGCGGAGAGUUAUGAGCGCCCAGAAACAAGUCCAGAACAGAAUCCCAUUCACAGCCUUGAAGUCCCCUCUGAGGGGGCCAGUGGGUCACGGGCCAAAACAGAGACCCUCUGUCUGUCGAGGCAGAGAGGCGAGCGCGAAGGAGAGGAGUCAGAGAGAGAGGAGACGGAAAGCAGCGAUGACAACACCACACAGUACUCCAUUCACCCCCCUCACGACUGUCCAUACCUGCUGUUGCUGCAGGGCUGCAGCCUCACACAGGACUUUGUCAUCUACCUACUUGCUGGAUCAAACGUUGUAUUCGGUCGGCAAAUUGAUCACAAAGAUGGCUCAAAGCCUGACAUCCCUCUCUUUGCUGCUGACAUCUCUCCGAGACACUGCUGUUUCCAUCGGCACAGCGCCGGCGGCCCCACCAUGCUCUGCCCUUGCCAGGACGCCGUGGUGACGAGGAACGGCGAGGUGCUGGGAACGGAAGUGCAGCUUAACCCUGGUGAUGUCAUCGGGCUGGGACAGCGCUACCUGUUUCUUUUCAAGGAUCCUUUAGCUGUGGCACACAAGGACGUGAACACUGCUGCUCCUGAACCCAGCAGGACUACUAUCCCCUGGAUUCUGGGUCAUACCUCUUCUGACUCGACAACAAGCCAUACUGGAGAAAUGAUCCUCUGCAACACCUGCAUCACAUCCUGCACUGACCUGCAGGGCUCAAACAGCAAGCUGCCCCAAAACACAGGCCUCCCCUUUGUAAAAUCACCCAGCGGCCACAGCCUGACUCUGAAAUACGACAGUAAGGACGAGGAUCACAUUGUCAAGAAGAUUGUUGCUACAGGAAAUAGCAGCAUCAAAGGCAGACCACCACAGACUGUAGCAUUUUUGUUGUGCCUGUGUGUCCAGUAUUCGUCCGCAUGCCUUCAUACCUCAGACCUGCGCAGGCUACUGUUGCUUAUUGCAGGUGGCGUUCAGAGUGCCAUAUGGGAGCACACUAAGGACCUAGCUGCAGCUCAACCUGAAGCUCUUCAUGGUGAAGGCUCAAACUCAGAGGACCUCCAGGCUCUCAGCCUGCAUGAGGUGAUCUCAGGACUGUGCCCCCUGGUGGUGUGGAUGUCCAACAGCCUGGAGCUGCUGCAGUUCAUCCAGUUCCAGCUGCCUCUUAUUCUGGAGUGGAGAACCCGAAAAGAACAGGGACAGGACGAUGAAGAAGAAGGGGACAGUGAGGAGAACACAGAGGUGGAAAACUUGGCCCUGUUGGAGCUACGUCUGUCCUGUGUCCGUUCAGCCAGCGAGGAGACAAUGGCUGUCCUGGAGGAGGUCAUCAUGCUCGCCUUCCAGCAGUGUGUGUACUACAUCACCAAGGUCCUCUACCCCAUCCUGCCGGACCUUCUGGACUGCAACCCGUUCAGGGAGAGUCCUGACCUGCAGGUGACUGACGAGAGCGCUCGGGUCUUGGGUAGCGGUGGACUACAGGUCCCUUGUGAGAUACAGCAUCUUGUGGAGGUUUUGACCAACACGUGGAGACUACUGUCAGACUGCCAGCUCCACCCAGAGAUUUCCUCACAGCUCAUUGGUUACCUGUUCUACUUCAUCAACGCAUCACUCUUCAACUCGCUCAUGGAGAGAGGCUCUGAGCCAGGUUUCUACCAGUGGUCCAGAGGCGUAUGCAUGCGGGCCAAUCUUGACUUGCUCCUGGACUGGGCCCAUGCAGCUGGACUGGGAGAACUGGCCUUGGAGCACACACACACUCUCUCAUCAGCUAUCAAUCUGCUAGCUACACCUAGAAAGAAUUUACUGCAGACAUCUUGGGAGUCCUUGCGGUCUGACUACCCUGCCCUGAGUCCAGCCCAGCUGAACCACCUGCUGAGUCUUUACAGCCCAGUGUCUCCAUGCAGACACAGUUGGACUCCAUCCGUUCAUGAGCAGGCUGCAGCACACAAAACUGCUGAUAUCCUGGAGAGUUUUGACACCCACCAUCCUCUGGUGCUGCCAGAUGGAAGUUACCGGUUCCAACUGGGAAGGGAGGUAACAGAUUCGGGCCUGGAGGUAGAGCUGGACAAGCUGAAAGAGUUCAUUUCCACACUUUCAGACUCAGACGCCAAAAGGGUCACAGUUACUGAGGAGCAAGAGGUACGGCUAUUUGUAAUCCAGGGUGGUACCAUUACCAUGGAGGCUAAACUGACGAACAGCUAUAACUUUUCAAAAGCCAGUCUGGAAACUGUGGAUACAUCCUCAGACAUGGUCUUAUCUCAGGCUACUGUCCAUGACUGCCUGUCCCCUUCUGCUAACUCUGGUGCCUUACCUUCAUCAAAACCAUCACCUUCCUCCAUCCAGUACAUGGAUGAAUUCAACUCCUGUGGUGCCCUCCUUUUGUUCCAGAGGCUCAGAAAUCUACAGCUGCAGGCCAGAGAGACUGAGACCAAAGCUCUGGACCCUUCCUGUCUCCUCACCCCACCCAACACCCCUCACACUAUAGAUCCUGUUGAUUUGUUGAAGGCACACCAGGAUAAUUGGGUGAAGGGCAACAGCGAGACACUUGCCUGGUCCUCUGGUGUAGAUGCACAUGAUGAAGGUGGAUUAGUGUUUGAAUGUCUGGCGGCACUGAAAGUUGACAUGAAAUCAGAUUGCCCCAGGAUGAAAAGAUUUGUUGAACUGGAAGAGGAGGAGGAGUUGGAAGAGGAAGAGGCAGAUGACCAUUAUGAUGGCAUUAAUGAUGAGCUUUUUACCUUGGAGCUGGAGCGAGGUGAAAAAGGACUUGGUCUUGCUCUGGUUGAUACAAGGGACAUUUCCUUGAGGGUGAAAGGCGUCUUCAUCCGUGCAGUGGUCCCAGACUCUCCUGCAGCCCGGUGUGAGAAACUGGCACCAGGAGACAGGAUCCUGGCUGUUAAUGGAGUCAGUCUGCUCGGACUGGACUACCAGAGUGGAAAGGAGCUGAUCCAGUCAUCAGGUGACAGACUGAGGUUACUGGUGGCCAGAUCUGACUGGAUGGCUAAAGCUCUACAGACUGAAUGAUGACAGCAUUUUCCACUGCUUUUUUAACCAGAGGUGACUUAUAGAGGACCAUAAGAGCUUGAAGAACAACUUCAGAACAUGGACCUUAAUAUAUGGAUGUGGGGAUUAAGAAGACAAAAAUGCAUUACAACAUGAUGUCUUUGCUGAACUGAGAACCAGGUUUUAGCUGCUCAUUGUAAUUUUGCAGCUUUUAAUUUACAAUGUAAUAGCUUGAUAGUAAUUAUUGAUGUCUGUAUUUGUGGCUGUGUUCCAGUGAAUACAGCAUUUAGAUUUUUUGAGUUUUCCCUCAACAUUCUAAAUUUAUUGGGUGGGGUGUGGUCAGGGUUGGAUUCACACAUCACUGCUGCCACUUUCAAAGCCUUUGUCCAGCUCACUUAAGCCAGUGGCAGAGGAACACUUGUCCAUCAACGACUGUUUUCCAGUCCCAAAGCCUUUCAGUCACCCUAAACACCACCAGACACAGGACCACACGAGUGAGACACCACCUACACUGGACAAAAUGGUGCUAUUACCUGCAUGUCAACGAGGCUGCAGAGACUGGUGCAAUUAGAUGCUUGCCUAGAAAAGGUCAACCUCUACUUUUACAAAUGCAGCCCUCUGUCUCCAGUGUUUUACACGGACAAGCUAAAAGGUUCAUUGAACGUGCUUAUGUUUUUGGUGAAAGCGAACUGGAGGUAUCUGUUUGCAACUAAUGAACGCAGGUCAUUUGACAAAACAAAAUUGAAGAAAUGAAUGUGAACUCUGUCAUUUUAGUCAAACUUGAUCGGGGUCACCAAAGAAAGAAGCUUUCCACAAGAAGCUUCAAUGAGGAAACAUAAGUUUCACCCCAUUGUCACAUAACUGCAACACUACCAUUUGUCAUUUGUCUGAAACAUAACAAGCACCAUUUAAGGUGUAGCAGCGUUGCCAUUCUUGAAAAUUUGAAUCUUUAUUCAUCAUGUUUAUGAAAAGAUUUGAUAUGUGAUGACUGUUACAUGUUCUUGAUUCAUGGUUGUCUGAUAAAUGAACCAUAAAAACACAUUGUCACGUUUGUUCAUUAAACAGAUGGUUUCUUUACAUGAUCUCUUAAUUUCCAGGUUGGCCCAUAGUAACAGCCA